Messenger RNA from Panicum virgatum (switchgrass), 1236 nucleotides. RefSeq names its product beta-glucosidase 12-like. NCBI's taxonomy places the organism in Eukaryota, Viridiplantae, Streptophyta, Magnoliopsida, Poales, Poaceae. Gene Ontology annotation, biological process: carbohydrate metabolic process. Gene Ontology annotation, molecular function: beta-glucosidase activity. Bases 1 to 1134 code for a protein of 377 amino acids. The transcript has 10 exons. The record is from RefSeq and is a predicted model, not a curated record.
AUGGUUAUAGCUCGGCUCGUUAUUGAGCUCCUCUCCAAAGGAAUGCAACCCUAUGUGACCCUUUUCCACUGGGACACACCUCAGGCAUUAGAAGAUAAAUAUGAAGGAUUUCUUAGCCCCAAUAUUACAAACGACUACAAGGACUAUGCUGAAGUCUGCUUCAAGGAGUUUGGUGAUCGAGUGAAGCGCUGGAUCACCUUCAACGAGCCCUGGACCUUCAGCUCAUCGGGCUACGCAGUCGGCUUUGCUGCCCCAGGUCGGUGCUCGCCAUGGGACUUUGGCAGAUGCAGUGCUGGGGAUUCAGGAAGGGAGCCUUACAUCGUGGCCCAUCACCAGCUUCUUGCACAUGCAGAAACAGUUCGGUUGUACAGAGAGAAAUACCAGCGCGUGCAAGGGGGAACGAUUGGCAUAACUCAAAUCUCGCACUGGUUUCUUCCCUACAACCGCUCCAUAACGAAUGAUGCUGCAGCGAGACGCGCCAUAGACUUCAUGUUUGGAUGGUUUAUGGACCCUCUUAUCAAAGGUAACUACCCAGCAAGCAUGAGAGGAUUGGUCGGAAAUCGCCUGCCGAAGAUUACCGAAGAGCAAUCCAAGUUGAUCAAGGGUUCGUUCGAUUUCAUUGGACUCAACUACUACACUACAAACUAUGCUUCCCCGCUCCCUCCAUCAAAUGGUCUUAACAAGACCUACAGCACUGAUUCUCAUGCGAACCUUACCGGUGUACGGAACGGCGUCCCUAUAGGCCCUCAGGGCGGUUCAUCUUGGCUCUACAUCUACCCUCAAGGGUUCCGUGAUCUGCUGCUGUAUAUCAAAAAGUACUACGGCAAUCCGCCCAUCUACAUCACUGAAAAUGGCGUUGAUGAAAAAAACAAUAAGAGCCUGCCACUGAAGGAGGCUCUCAAGGAUGACACUAGGAUAUAUUACUAUCGCACGCACCUCCUCUCCAUGCUAAGUGCUAUAAAGGAGGGGGCAAACGUGAAAGGGUACUUCGCGUGGUCGCUGCUGGACAACUUCGAGUGGUGGGCGAACGGCUACACGGUCCGGUUCGGGAUCUACUUCGUCGACUAUAACGAUGGGUACAAGCGGUACCCCAAGAAAUCUGCUUACUGGUUCAAGAAGUUCCUCGAGAAAUGAACAUGAGCGAGAUGUGCUGGGACAAAUAAAUGGACCGUGCGGUUGAUUUAUGUUUACCCUGAGAGAGUGUGCUGCAAUAAAAGGGUCCACAUUUUGUUGCAA